Dicentrarchus labrax (European seabass) is the source of this 4802-nucleotide messenger RNA. RefSeq names its product adaptor protein, phosphotyrosine interaction, PH domain and leucine zipper containing 1 (gene appl1). The transcript has 22 exons. Gene Ontology annotation, cellular component: endosome membrane; cytoplasm. The record is from RefSeq and is a predicted model, not a curated record. Bases 133 to 2259 code for a protein of 708 amino acids. Lineage: Eukaryota; Metazoa; Chordata; Actinopteri; Moronidae. Gene Ontology annotation, molecular function: protein binding. Gene Ontology annotation, biological process: signaling.
ACCGGGAGGAGCUGAGUGGGGCUGUUGUGAAUUCGCACAGCCAAGAAAUCUCCAGUGGGAGUUGUCGGACCGAUUUGUUGUGAAUUUUGUCCGUCGUUUCUCACCGACUACCGACGCAGCCCAUCCGCAGCCAUGCCCGGGAUAGAGAAGCUGCCGAUAGAGGAAACCCUGGAGGACAGUCCGCAGACGCGCUCUCUGCUGGGGGUGUUUGAGGAGGACACUGCAGCCAUCUCCAACUACUGCACACAGCUGUAUCAGGCCAUGCAGAGGAUUUAUGAUGCACAGAACGAGCUGAGUGCUGCGACACACCUGACCUCCAGACUGCUGAAAGAGUACGACAAACAGCGUUUUCCACUAGGGGGCGACGAUGAGGUGAUGAGCUCCACCCUACAGCAGUUUGCAAAAGUCAUUGAUGAGCUGAGUUCCUGUCACGCUGUCUUGUCCACCCAGCUUGCAGAUGCCAUGAUGUUUCCCAUCACUCAGUUUAAAGAGAGAGACCUGAAGGAGAUCCUCACUCUGAAAGAAGUCUUCCAAAUAGCCAGUGAUGAUCACGACACAGCCAUCAACAGAUACAGCCGCCUCUCCAAAAGGAGAGACAACGACAAGUUGCGGGCGGAGGCUGUGGAGGACGUCUACACCUCCCGCAAGAAACAGCACCAGACCAUGAUGCACUACUUCUGCUCACUCAACACACUACAGUACAAGAAGAAGACUGCUCUGCUGGAGCCACUGCUGGGCUACAUGCAGGCUCAGAUCAGUUUCUUUAAACUGGGUUCAGAAAAUCUCACCCAGCAGUGGGAGGAGUUCCUGGGAACCAUAGGAACCAGUGUCCAGAAUGUACGUCGGGAGAUGGAGGAGGAGGUUGGACAGAUGCAGCAAAGCAUCCAGGAGAUGGAGAGAUCAUGUGACCCGCUGUACGCACCCUGUGACCCCGACCCCGCCCACUCACCUGUCUGCCGCAACCUGACCAGGAAACAGGGAUACCUGUACAUCCGCAAUAAGACGGGGCUGGUGUCGUCGUCCUGGGAGCGCCAGUACUUCUUCACGCAGGGCGGUAAUCUGAUGCAGCAGGGCAGAGGCGAGGUGGCAGGCGGGCUGGUCACGGACCUCGACAACUGCUCCGUCAUGGCCGUCGACUGUGACGACCGGCGCUUCUGCUUCCAGGUCACUUCCUUCGAUGGCAAGAAAGUGGUGACGCUGCAGUCAGAGAGCAGGAAGGACUGCGAAGAGUGGAUUUCCACCAUCAACAACAUCUCUAAAAGGAUCUACCUGAGUGAGAACGCAGAGGAGCUGGCUGCCAGAGUGAACCAGUCAGCUCUUGAAGCCGUGACACCGUCCCCGUCCUUCCAGCAGAGACACGAGAGCAUGAGACCCAGCAGUAAAGGGCGUGUGGGCAGAGCGAGCAGUAUUAGCUCUGUGGGCUCAGAACCAUCACCUGCCCUUUCUGUGCUCUCAUUGGAUGCACUGGUUGCCCCGGACACACCCAUCCAGUUUGACAUCAUUUCCCCCGUCAGCGAGGAAAACUCAGGACAGAGCAAGACGGCAGCACAGUCCGGCAGAAGAAGUAAUCCAUUUGGAGAGUCAGGAGACAGCACAUCAGAAGACAGUGAAGACUCGAUCCUCCACCAGCUCUUUAUCGUUCGCUUCCUGGGCUCCAUGGAGGUGAGGGCUGCCGAGUCAGCAGACGUCAUCUCUGAGACCAUGAGGCAGAUCCUGGCGGCCCGAGCCAUCCACAACAUCUUCAGGAUGACCGAAUCACACCUGCUGGUCACCUGUGACUGCCUCAAGCUCAUUGAUCCUCAGACACAAGUCACUCGACUCAGGUUCCCUCUGUCCAGUGUGGUUCAGUGUUCAUCCCAUCAGGACAACAAGAGGCUGUUUGGUUUCGUUUUGCAGUCGGCAAGCGAGCGGGGAGACAGCCGAGCCGUCUGCUACAUCUUCGAGUCCAACAACGACGGAGAGAAGAUCUGUGACAGCAUCGGUCUGGCCAAGCAGAUAGCCUUCCACUCCGAGAUGGACCGGAAGGCGGUGGAGAAGAGGAAGGAGCAGGACAAGGCCAAAGAGAAACAGCAGGAAGAACUCAGCAAACAGAGACAGAUAGAGAAGGACCUGGAGGAGCAGAGCCGUUUGAUCGCCGCCUCGAGUCGCCCCGCUAACCCGCCCGGCUCUGACGGACAAUUCCUAGUGCUUAGCAACAGCCAAUCGGAGGACAGCGACGCCGGGGAGGAGGGGAAGAAGAGGGGCGAGUCUGAAGCCUAACAAAGCUGAUGGAGGAUGCAUGUUUUUACCACCCAGGCAAGUCUCAGCCGGUACUGUCAAAGCAACAGCGUGAGAAUUAGAGGAGGGGAACAACACCCACCCGUCUAGGUUGUUUGGGACUGAAAAACAUGCGCUCCCUCCCUGCUGGACUCUGUUUGAAGUUUUGUUGUGAAGCCUGUCGCUCUGAAAACGGAGGAUAAACUAAACGCACCCUCACUAUAAGAGGAGGAGGCGAGCAGGCGUGGAAACGUCUCGGCACAGACUUGAGUUUUAUUCUGUGUGUAAAAAAAAAAAAAAAAACGCUGCUUUUUAUACCGGCUCCACAGAUUUAGAUUAACCUGUAAGUUUCUGUUUUUUUAUGUUUAUUUUAUAAAAAAAAAAAAAAAAAGAAGAGCUAACAGCAAUGACAGAGGAUUUAAAGCAAAGCAUGUCCAGAAUAAUGAAACAGAUCUGAAGGAGACAAGAGGAGAAGUUGACCACUAGGAGAUCCUGAAGAGCAGCGGGACACCUCAGUGUGGUUGGGAGAGAAAAAGUGUGAGACACAAUAUUUUAAAACAAAAGAGAGGGAGAGAGCAUAGAGUCUUAUUUUGAAGAGUUCUUCCUGUUGUGAUGUGUUCAUCGACUGUCCGUUUUUCAAAGCAUCCUGCAACCUUUUUUUUUUUUUAUCUUUAUCUUUAUCCUUCCUCACAAGUAGUCGCUGGUUUUCACUCAUUUCACUGCAGAAUGAAAAUCCACUCGCAAAGUCUUAAAAACUCAGCGAUCAGUCGAUCAAUUGAUUAGUCGAUGGUCAAAAGAAUUCCUGUUCGAUUAAUCAUCGUAUAGGUUGUUUUAAAUUAAAUUGGCAAAUGUGUCUCUAUUUGUCUAUUAAUUGAAAAUACGAUCAGCGGAUCAACAGAAUAUAAAAAUAAUUGUUGGUUGCAGCCCUAUUGAUGUCAUUAUUGGCUGAUUUAUUGAUGAGACUGAUCGGAAAAGUCUUGCGUUGUCUCAUCAGAACUCAAGCAAAGUCUCUGCGAGCUGAUUUUCAUAGUUUACAAAGAUGAACUGAAAGCAGCGGCUGCGUGGAUUCAGAGCUCUACAUCGUGUGGUCACGCGUCCUCCGAUUAACUGGGAGAAUAUCUUUGUUGUCAAAAACCUCUCGUAUUACUACCUGGUCAGGUUGGGGAAAUGUUUUUUAUCAGACUUAUUGACGAUAUACUGUUGGCGGUAACUGUUGCCACGGAUACUGUAAACACAGUUAUCUGCUGUUUUAAAAUACUUACGUUUUUCUUUUAUCGAAGUAGCUAUGAAUGAAGUAAUUAACAUAAUGACUUCGAAUGAACUCUCAAUUACUCAAUUAUUUCAAAAUUAUGUUUUAAAAACAAUGCUGAUUUGUAAAAUUGGGAUUUAAACUACAAAUGUUAUAAUGCAGGGACUCUGUAAAGCCCAAAUCAAGUCACUCAUCCACACAAAAACAUGUUUUCCCCCAUAGUAUCUCAUAUGAAAAGGAGGAGCCCCAAUAAUAAAACAUUACAGAUAUUAUAUUACAGUUUGUUCCAAUAAAAGAAAAACAUAGAUUAAAAUCCUAAAUUGUGGUGGGAUGUGGAAAAAAAAUCUUUUAAUGCCAAUAUUAACUUUUUUAAGUUCCACAAUAACUUAGUUUUUCUGUAUUUGUUGACGUAAUUGUAGAAAAACAGCCAACAUAUCAUUAAUGCCAGUCUGUAUGCAGUGUGCGUUCGUGUGUCGUGUCAAGACCAAAACCACCGCCACAGGAGACCCUAAAGGUUUCAUUUGAAGAUUGUAAUUCCAAAAUAAGACGUCUGCAACUUCCGCCUCUUACUAAACGAACAGUUAACGCUCUCCCUUCUCGGUCCGUCUGGGAUGUGAAACACUGGUCUGACAUUCGGGAAUAUCGGAGGUCCGUCAACACGAGCACAAAUCUGAUCCAACGAUCUCAGUUUUACCACAUUUGUUUAAAAACGAAUAUAAAAAAAAGCUCUAAUAAGGUACAUUUUAUUAAUUCAGUAAACUCUGAAGACAUUUAACAUGUGUAACGUCUUGAUGCAUGUUUCAUAAAAACAGACUCCAAAUACUCAGCUGAGUGUCAGAAUAUUUAUCUGCUUUCACAAACGUUUAGCUGAAUCGUUGUUUUGGGGGCUUUUUUUUUUCACAGGUUUUUAUUCAUUAAUCCGCCUUCAUCCAUUCAUUCACAGUGAUUAUCUGUAGGACAACAUCUGAAUAAGCUUCAGUUACAACAUCAUGGACAUUAAAUGUAGGGAUGUUAAAGGUCAGAGGUCACAGCAGCCUGACAACAAACAAACCUCUUCAGUCGGGCUGCGAAGAUGUUUCUGAAAAGCCUAAAAUCAACAGUUACUGAUUUUAUUUUUCUUUGGGAGGAUGUUUUCUCGCUGUAACCAGGUGAAGGAGCUGCACUUUACUGACGCAGGAGAACACGACGGGGAUCGAUGAUGUUGAACUGUAAAUAUGUUUCAGUGAUAAUUGUUUCAGUGUCAUGAAUAAUAAUUAAAAAAAAGGCUUUUCAGUGAUAAAUAAAAGCACUAACUCCA